GCAUCCGCACGCUGCUGCCGCUACGGACAGCCAGAGCCGAGAAAACCUGCAGCAGCGCUCACGGUCACGGGCGCGCACGCACCCGCCCGGGUAGGACAGGACAGGACACUCCCAUAGUCCCAUUGCCUUCGCCCCGCUCGCCGCUCCCCCACUCCGCUACACUCAUCAGCGCUGCGGAAGUGCGGCGGUGCUCCUCUCCUCGGCCGGACGCCCGCGAUGGCGGGAGUGGCGGCGCAGGCGCAGCGCGCCGUCGGCGGCGUCCCCGCAGGUGGCGGCGAGCAGGCGGCGGCAAUGCGGGCGCGCGGCGAGGUGGACACGUCGUCGCCGUUCCAGUCCGUGCGCCAGGCCGUCGACCUGUUCGGCGGCGGGGCUGCCGCCGUCUCCCAGUGGCGCCACCCGCCGCCCGUCGUCCACCUCCGCCCAGAGGAAGAAGAACUUAUGAAAGUUGAGGAACAAACAGUGAAGCUGGAGAUGGAACUUUUUGUUAAGGAAAAGGAAACAUUUAAGGUCUUGAAAGAACUACAGGAAACAAAGCAUGUUAUAGAUGCCUUGAAAGUACAAAUAGAGAAGGUAACAGCGGAGGACACAAAUGCGGCAAAAGGCCAUGCUGAUACAGGGAUCGUACAUCCACUUCCUGCUGUCGAACAAAAAACCAGUAGCCACACCGAGCCAUCAAUCCAGAGCACAAAAGGUACACAGUCCCCACUAACCACGUUGAUCAAGCUGAAUCAGGCAAAAGCAUUCCUUAACACGGACACUGUCAACAUGUUAAAGAGCCAGAUAGAGAAGGAGAAAGGGUCACUUGAGAAAACCCGCGAAAGGUUACAAUUCAACCUGGGGAAGGCUUCAUCAUUAGAAACAGAUUUGACCAAAACUGUUGCACAGCUGCAGGUAGUAAAAACUCCACAACCUGUCCUUGAGCCUUCUGAAAUCUGGUUGCAGAUGAAGCACUUGAAUGCUGAGAAAGCAAAGCACAAGAAGGUGUCAGAGGAUUUGAGGAAUGAGAUUUGUGAAUUGACAGCUGCAAUCGAGCACACAAGGUCUAAGACAAAGACUAUGCAGUUCAGAAUCGUCAUGGCUGAGAAACUAAAGGAAGCCUCCCAACGUGGAGAAUCUAUUGCUCUUGCAGAGAUGAAAAAACUGAGCAACGGGUGGGACCUGAACGCCAAUACUUCUGAUGUUACACUCUCUGUUGAGGAGCACUCUACGUUUGUGCUCAAAGCACAAGAAGCGGACAGUGCCGCUAGGAAGAAAAUUGACGCAGCAAUGCAAGAGCUAGAUCAAGCAAACCAGUGUAAGCUAGAACUCUUGGAAAGAGUAGAGGAAGCAACGGCAGCUGUCGAGACGAGCAGGAAGGCUCUGGAGGAGGCCCAGAGGAGGGAGGAAUCUGAAAACAAAGCCAAGCUAGCAGCUGAAGAGACGCUCCGAAAACUGCGGUCAGACCAAAUAAUCCAGAACUGGCGCCCGAUCAGCAACAGUUCAGUAAAAUUCAAGAACACGGCACUGGCAGCGCCCCGGCGAGCAGCAGGCUCUGGGAUAUAUGACGUGAACGGCCUGAGCCUGGUGACCACGGGGCCAAACAACGUGAAGACGGUGUCCAUCGGUCAGAUCCUGAGCAUGAAGCUGGACCGCGAGCUUGAGAUGACAAAGACCACCAACACGAGGAAGAAGGUUUCUCUCGGGCAGAUCCUGAGCCAGAAGUACGAAAUGUUCUCCCCGUUGAGGAUAGACCACGACUGCGCUUCGCGCAAGCAGUUCCAGCCGAGGAGGAAGAGGAUGGGGUUCGUCGUGUACGCGCUGCUGCUCGCGAAGCAGAGGCAUAGGAGGAGGAAGGCUGCCUCCUGCACUCACGGUGGCUUCAGCUAGUUUAGUUCGGAUGGUCAGUGCUCAGCUGCGCUGUAGUCGUUUAUAUAUUUUACAAUAAGAGAUCGGAAUAAUCGUUACAUUUGUAAUUAGUUAGUUCUAUGAACAAAGUUGGUAUUUUUAGUACUAGCUACUCCCUGUUCUGGCCACACUUGCUGUUGAAGGGUCAGACGUCAGUGCCAGUGUGCCACACUGCCAAAUGGUUUCGUAGUAUGGUCAGGAAGUACAUCAAA
This is a messenger RNA of Sorghum bicolor (sorghum), 2096 nucleotides long. RefSeq names its product WEB family protein At2g38370. The record is from RefSeq and is a predicted model, not a curated record. Lineage: Eukaryota; Viridiplantae; Streptophyta; Magnoliopsida; Poales; Poaceae. The coding region runs from base 217 to 1866 and encodes 549 amino acids. The transcript has 2 exons.